Meriones unguiculatus (Mongolian gerbil) is the source of this 370-nucleotide messenger RNA. Its product is annotated as large ribosomal subunit protein eL43-like. Gene Ontology annotation, cellular component: ribosome. The transcript has a single exon. NCBI's taxonomy places the organism in Eukaryota, Metazoa, Chordata, Mammalia, Rodentia, Muridae. Gene Ontology annotation, molecular function: structural constituent of ribosome. The record is from RefSeq and is a predicted model, not a curated record. The coding region runs from base 13 to 321 and encodes 102 amino acids. Gene Ontology annotation, biological process: translation.
UUACUUGUUAGAAUGUGGUUUUCGCUCUUCGGUUCCGGUAACAUGGCUAAACGCACCAAGAAGGUUGGGAUCGUUGGGAAAUACGGGACCCGCUAUGGCGCCUCCCUCCGGAAGAUGGUGAAGAAGAUUGAAAUCAGCCAGCAUGCCAAGUACACUUGCUCCUUCUGUGGCAAGACCAAGAUGAAGAGACGAGCCGUUGGCAUCUGGCACUGUGGAUCCUGCAUGAAAACAGUGGCUGGUGGGGCUUGGACCUACAACACUACUUCUGCCGUCACAGUGAAGUCCGCCAUCAGAAGACUCAAGGAACUGAAGGACCAGUAGAUGCACUGCUGUUUAGACUUGCCUAGUCUGCAAUAAAUGGGUUAAUUUA